AUGAGCUUCCACUUUUAUAAACGAUUAGCUUUAAAACAGUCACCACGAAUUUCUAAUACUUUUAAAAAUAAUAUCACUAUUGUUAUUCCCAAGAAUUUAAAAUCACAUGCAUCGUUGUGUACGAAAAGUGCAAAUUUUUUUAAACCAUUAUUAUUAUUAUUAUUACCUCUAGAAAGAUCACAACCAGUUUCUUCAACAAGAUUUUUUUUUCAACUCAACAAUAUAUCUUCUUUUACACUACAACAACGUUCAUCUUAUUCUACAACCAAUAAUAAAAAUAAUAGUGAUAAACUAUACAAAUCAGUCAAAGAAAAACUUAACUACAUAAUGUCUGCUGCCUCUCCAAAAUUAAUCUGUCUAGGUAACCCAUUACUAGACAUCCAAGCCACUGUUACAGAAGAAUACCUAAAUAAAUAUUCUUUAAAGGCUAACGAUGCUAUUUUAAUUGAAGAUGUUACAAAAGACCCAAGAGUGAAGAUCUUUGAUGAACUUUUGGGUUUCCCAGAUGUUAGUUUUAUUGCUGGUGGUGCUGCUCAAAACACAGCUAGAGGUGCCGCCUAUGUCUUAGGACCUAAGAAAGUUGGUUAUUUUGGUUGUGUUGGUAAAGACAAAUUUAGUGAAAAGUUACUAGACGCCAAUGAACAGAGCGGUGUUGUUUCUUUAUAUCAAGUCAACGAAACCGUUGGUACAGGCAAAUGUGCCUCUUUGAUCACUGGUCACAAUAGGUCUUUAGUCACUGAUUUGGGUGCUGCAAACCAUUUUACCCCUGAACAUUUGACUAAGCAUUGGGAUAUCGUUGAAAAUGCCGAAUUAUUUUAUAUUGGUGGUUUCCAUUUAACCGUUAGUCCAGAAGCUAUUGUUAAAUUGGGUGAACAUGCUAAAGAACAUGGGAAACCAUUUGUUUUGAAUUUAAGUGCCCCAUUUAUCCCACAAUUUUUCAAAUCUGCCUUGACUAAAGUUUUACCAUAUGCAACUAUUUUAAUUGCCAAUGAGACUGAGGCUGCUUCCUACGCUGAAUCUUAUGGUUUGACCUGUGAAAAAACUGAUUUGGUUGCUAUCGCUAAAGAAAUUAUUGGUGUGGAUCCAAAGAAAACUGUUAUUUUUACUCAUGGCUUAGAACCAACUGUAGUUGUUACCUCUACCACUUCCUCUACUGUUCCAGUUCAUCCAUUAGACCCAAGUAAGAUUGCUGAUACUAAUGGUGCCGGUGAUGCCUUUGCAGGUGGUUUCAUGGCUGGUUUGGCUGAAGGCAAGCCUUUGAAAACCUGUAUUGAUCUAGGUCAAUGGUUGGCUAAAUUAUCUAUUCAAGAAGUUGGCGCCUCUUAUCCAAAGGAAAAGUUUACUUAUUCUGCUUAA
Saccharomycodes ludwigii is the source of this 1356-nucleotide messenger RNA. It is a transcript of the gene ADO1, whose product is annotated as adenosine kinase. Gene Ontology annotation, biological process: purine ribonucleoside salvage. Gene Ontology annotation, molecular function: adenosine kinase activity. NCBI's taxonomy places the organism in Eukaryota, Fungi, Ascomycota, Saccharomycetes, Saccharomycodales, Saccharomycodaceae. Gene Ontology annotation, cellular component: nucleus; cytosol. The transcript has a single exon. The record is from RefSeq and is a predicted model, not a curated record. Bases 1 to 1356 code for a protein of 451 amino acids.